AUGGCUUAUCCAAGUUUUUUUCCACCUUAUUACAGCGAUCCUUCGUCUCCCGAUUAUUCGAAUACCAAUCCAUCCUCUCCUUAUUACAGCGUUCCUUCUUCUCCCGAUUCUAAUACCAAUCCAUCCUCUCCUUAUUACAGCAUUCCUUCUUCUCCCGAUUCGAAUACCAAUCCAUCCUCUCCUUACUAUAACAAUAAUCCGACCCCUCCGGAUUAUGGUUUUCCUUAUCCAUCCACUCCCAACUACUAUACUCCACCUUCUCCUGAUUCUAGCAGCUCUCCCCCUUCGCCUUCUAGCUACAAUAAUCCCCCGGGCCCGUCUAGAGGCUCAGGCUCCUCGUCAGAGCAGGAAUUCUUAGACGCGCACAACACAGUUCGGUCGGGUCUCCACUUGGGGUCUCUCACUUGGGACCACAAACUUGCUUCGUACGCGUCCGACUACGCGGCCAAGCGCGUGACCGCCGGCUGCGGGUUGGUGCACUCGGGCGGGCCCUACGGGGAGAACCUGGCGGAGGGCACGGACCUCACGGCCUCGGGUGCCGUGCAAAUGUGGGUGGAUGAGAAACAGUACUACAACCACGACACCAACACUUGUGCUGAUGGACAAGUAUGCGGCCACUACACGCAGGUCGUCUGGAAGGAUACUAACCGUGUGGGGUGCGCAAUGGACAAGUGCAGCGACGGGAGCAGUAUCUUUGUAAUAUGUAGCUACGAUCCACGGGGGAAUUACGUCGGCCAAUCUCCUUAUUAG
Messenger RNA from Striga hermonthica, 750 nucleotides. Lineage: Eukaryota; Viridiplantae; Streptophyta; Magnoliopsida; Lamiales; Orobanchaceae. The record is from the annotation of a GenBank genome assembly.